Messenger RNA from Gastrolobium bilobum, 411 nucleotides. RefSeq names its product F-box protein At1g61340-like. The transcript has 3 exons. Bases 1 to 411 code for a protein of 136 amino acids. Lineage: Eukaryota; Viridiplantae; Streptophyta; Magnoliopsida; Fabales; Fabaceae. The record is from RefSeq and is a predicted model, not a curated record. Gene Ontology annotation, molecular function: protein binding.
AUGGCAUUAGUGCAUGGGGAUAAUGGUUACACUGGGACACUGGGAAGGAAAAGAGUCAUGGUUUCCAACAAUGGGGAAGCUUCUCCUCCAUUGACUCCGUUGAAGAGAAUGUUCAGUGGCAGAAUCACUCUGAACUCUGAAAGCUCUUCCCUCAAAACCCUUCCUCAAGACAUUCUGAUAAAUGUGUUGUGUGGCGUGGACCAUGAAGAUUUGAAGCAGCUUUUUCAUGUCUCCAAAACGAUUAGAGAAACAGUACGUAUUAAUGCAAGAGCAUUGUUCACUCCAAAUGCACCAUUGAGGAAAUACAACAAGUCAAGGUUGAACGGGAGAAAGCUGGCUGAUAUCGCGGUAACCUUGUUUGCUUCAAUGGACAAAGAACAGCAAGCCAAGGAAGGAAGGAAGGGAAACUGA